Messenger RNA from Oryza sativa Japonica Group (Japanese rice), 1968 nucleotides. RefSeq lists its product as uncharacterized. Gene Ontology annotation, biological process: recombinational repair. Lineage: Eukaryota; Viridiplantae; Streptophyta; Magnoliopsida; Poales; Poaceae. The record is from RefSeq and is a predicted model, not a curated record.
UUUUAUAAGUGAUCGCAUAAAUGCAACAACUUGUUAGAAAUACAACAACUUGGCAUUUGCUACUAUUGAAGUUAUCAAAAUUUUAGUAGGACGAUAAGUUGGUAUCAAACAAUCAAGCCCAUACUCCCUAAGAAAAAACAAAUUCAAACCGAAAUCCGGCGCUGCCGCCCCAAAACCCCCAAUUCCCCAUAGGCCCAAACCUCCAUGUCCCAACCGGCGAGCGCCGCCGCGGCCGCCGCCGCCGGGGAGGAGGAGGAGGAGGACGCCGCCUGGGCAGACGCGCUGGACUUCGACGACUCCGGCUUCCUCCGCCGCGGCCCGGCCUCCUCUCCCUCCCGCCUCCGCCCCCCUCGCCCCGAUGACCCCGCGCCGGCCGCCUCGCUCUCCCAGGGCGCGGCGCGCGGCCUCCGCUCCCCGCCCCACCUGGCUUCGUCCGGCCCCGCCGCCCGCGGCCAUGCCACCGACCCCGACUUCUCGCUCGCCCCGUGGCUCCACGCGCUGGGUUCCCUCGGCGAGGCGCGCGCGUGGAAGCGGCAGGAGAUCGCGGCCAUCCGUGGCGACCGGGCAUUGUAUCGAGCACGUCUGGUGGUCGGCGUGGUGACGUCGUGCGCGCCGAACAGGCUCGGUGAUCUCUUCCUUUCUCUCAAGGAUCCAAGUGGUACGGUUGGUGCUUCAGUUCACCAGAAAGUAUUUACAAAGGAGGAUAACAUGGUUGUAUCUGUAGGGUCUUGCAUUGUUCUGAAAAAUGUAGCUGUUUUCCGUCCAUCUCACAAGGGUUGCUAUCUUAAUGUCACCAAAGAAAAUCUAGAGAUGCUUGUGCCAAAGGACUUCUGCUUCCCAUCUAAGCAAGUGUUUUCAUCAAGUCCUUCUGAAAGUCAACAUCCUGUAAAGUGUCAAGAAACACGGGAUUCUUCAUGCCAAGGAGAUAACCGCAUCAGGAAAACUGGAGUUGAAACAUACGGACAAACAACAGGAAAUGCUGUUCGAGAUAGUACGUUAAGAAUGGACAAUGGCAGUACUCAAGGUGUAGGAAAUCACCUAGAUACAAGGAUGAAGGAAAAAGAUAUAAAUCCUUCAAACAAGAAUACACCAAGCUACAGUGCCGAUCAGCAAUUCCAAAAAACUAGUUCCAGUUCAGGUAAGCACCAAGGGAUUGAACUACAAACAUUGAUGCAGCGCCUCAGCAGCAGGCAUAUAUCAAACCACAAUGGUGAAGAGCAUCACCAGCAAACUUUGAAUGAUCCUGAAAACCCAAACACAAGAUGUUCCCAGUCUACUCUAGGUGGAUGCUCGGUCAUGUCUAGAACGGGAAAUUCUAUUGCAGCUAGUUCUGAUGAAAAGCUGAGUCGACCUCUUGAAGGUGAACGGGUGCACCCUAAUAGCAAAAAGCAAAGGGGUGAUGCGGUAUUGCCAGAUAAUGUUAUGUCAAGUACGAAUAUUGAGACCUAUGGGUUAGCCAAUAAUCUAAACAUUGGUCUGGAUGAUGUCGCACAUCUUGUUGAGCACGCUUCAAUCAAAAAACCCAAUGAGCAUCAGCAAAAGGACUUCAUUACUGGAACUUUGGGCAUUGUCCUGCCAACUCAAGAAAAUAGCUCUGUAAGUAACAGUGAUGCAACUACUCUCAGUGCAUCGUUGCAUUCACAGCCAAAUAAGAUGGCUUCUGUAACUGAAUGGACAGAUGAUCAGCUAUCUGAACUGUUUGCUGACUAUUAGGAUAGGAGUGAAUGUCUGAUCAAGGAGCUACCAGAUUUGGUACUUAAUUUGAACUGGCUAUCUUAAUGGUUGAUGCUUUUGGUAGACUUUAGCGAUUUACUCAGGCUAUCACGUCACACUCUGGUUUCAGAUAAGUGCAGCUUCCCAGAUCAUUACAACAUCAUUAUAUUAAAUUGUAAUUGAUGUUUUCAGUGGAUGAGACCUUCUCUCAUCACGCAAAGGAGCCUUUGCAGACAACGGAAUUGUUUGUUUCAA